Messenger RNA from Mycena indigotica, 996 nucleotides. Its product is annotated as Sec7 domain protein. The record is from RefSeq and is a predicted model, not a curated record. Lineage: Eukaryota; Fungi; Basidiomycota; Agaricomycetes; Agaricales; Mycenaceae. The coding region runs from base 49 to 996 and encodes 315 amino acids. The transcript is spliced from 2 exons.
GUGUCUUUUCGUCCCACUGCCUGGACAAAUCGACGCGUAAUCUUCGCCAUGGCGGAAAAGAAGAUUCUUCAUACCGCGCGGAAACUCAGCAAGGUGUUUAAAGAGACGCCCUACACGAUCGAAGCCAAAACCUUAUUGUCUCCCACGUCUGAGACUGCUACAGCCUCGAAUGCGAGUGCGAGUGCUAGUUCUCUGGCCGUGGGCUCUAUCUCUGGGGUCAGCAUUUCGACAGGGACGGAGGAGACGAGUUCGAAUGCCAACUCCACCGAGCAACUCCGUAGGAAGGCAUCAAAGCUGACCCGCGAGUCAGCUGAAAACAUCCCCCCACCACCAUCGCAGCGUCAGUCCAUGGAUUCUGCUGCCCUGACCACCCCAAGACCGCAUCUAAGGCGGAGCCGAUCGAUGUGGGUGCGUCAACAACAACAACAGCAACAGCAACAACAAGGGGAGAACGAGGCAGCAAACGACUUUCAGGACCGUUACCUGCGCAACUUCGGUACUAUGUCUGAGCGCCAGCGAGUGCUCAACGUCAAGCGCGCCAGGAAAAUGACCCAGCUGUUUGGCCAAGAGCCUCCGGCGGAAUUGAUCCAGAUAUUGGACGACCGCGAAAAUGUGGAUCCAUCUCGAGACUCUGUAGCGUUGUCCACACUGAUGACGUCGACGCCACUAAGAGACCGCGCCAAUUCGGUCUCUUCGUUAGCUGAUGGUGUCGGUGCCGCUGCUACUACACCUUCAGCUGUGGCGCCAGAGGCCGAGGAGAGUGAUGUCAACAUUUUCCAAGACAGGCGGCGCAGGGCUGCGAAACUGUCGCGCUUUUUUGGUGUGGGAUUCCAAGACAUCACAAGUCUCCCAGAUGUUCUUCCUGUCCCGGUUGUCUCUAACACACAAGUCGACGUGAAAGUUGCCGGCCGACGGUUCUGGAGUUUCGGUGAUCGGCCCCGAGACAGCGAUAUGCGAGAGGCAAUCUCUCAGUUGAGAGGGUUGAAAGCAGGGUGA